Messenger RNA from Myotis lucifugus (little brown bat), 5950 nucleotides. RefSeq names its product cadherin related 23 (gene CDH23). Gene Ontology annotation, cellular component: cell-cell junction; plasma membrane. Gene Ontology annotation, biological process: homophilic cell-cell adhesion. Gene Ontology annotation, molecular function: calcium ion binding. Bases 1 to 5250 code for a protein of 1749 amino acids. The transcript is spliced from 33 exons. Lineage: Eukaryota; Metazoa; Chordata; Mammalia; Chiroptera; Vespertilionidae. The record is from RefSeq and is a predicted model, not a curated record.
AUGGCUUUUGUGAACCUACCACGUUCUUCUCCGCAGGCCACCACUCACGUGUAUGUGACCAUCGUGGACGAGAACGAUAACGCACCUGUGUUCCAGCAGCCCCACUACGAGAUCUUGCUGGAUGAGGGGCCGGACACGAUCAAUGCCAGCCUCGUCACCAUCCAGGCGCUUGACCUGGACGAGGGGCCCAAUGGCACAGUGACCUACGCCAUCAUUGCAGGCAACAUCAUCGAUACUUUCCAUAUUGACAGACACACGGGUGUCAUCCGUGCUGCCAAGGAGCUGGACUAUGAGAUCUGCCAUGGCCGCUACACCCUGAUCGUCACAGCCACGGACCAGUGCCCCAUCUUGUCCCGCCGCCUCACCUCCACCACCACGGUGCUUGUGAACGUGAAUGACAUCAACGACAACGUGCCCACCUUCCCCCGAGACUAUGAGGGGCCGUUUGAUGUCACCGAGGGCCAGCCGGGGCCGAGAGUGUGGACCUUCCUGGCCCAUGACCGGGACUCGGGCCCCAACGGUCAGGUGGAGUACAGCAUCGUGGAUGGAGACCCCCUGGGGGAGUUUUUGAUCUCUCCUGUGGAGGGUGUGCUGCGGGUCCGGAAGGAUGUGGAGCUGGACCGGGAAACCAUUGCCUUCUAUAACCUGACCAUCUGUGCCCGAGACAGGGGGGUGCCCCCACUCAGUUCCACGAUGCUGGUGGGGAUUCGGGUGCUGGACAUCAAUGACAACGACCCUGUGCUGCUGAACCUCCCCAUGAACGUGACCAUCAGUGAGAACAGCCCCGUCUCCAGCUUCGUCGCCCACAUCCUGGCCAGCGACGCUGACAGCGGGUGCAAUGCCCUCCUCACCUUUAACAUCACUGCAGGCAACCGGGAGCGGGCCUUCGCCAUCAAUGCCACGUCAGGGAUCGUCACCGUGAACCGGCCCCUGGACCGCGAGCGGAUCCCAGAGUACAAGCUCACCAUUUCCGUGAAGGACAACCCGGAGAACCCGCGCAUAGCCAGGAGGGAUUUUGACUUGCUGCUGAUCUUCCUUGCGGACGAGAAUGACAACCACCCCCUCUUCACGGAGAGCACCUACCAGGCAGAGGUGAUGGAGAACUCUCCUGCCGGGACCCCCCUCACGGUGCUCAACGGGCCCAUCCUGGCCCUGGAUGCGGACCUGGACGUCUAUGCCGUGGUGACCUACCAGCUGCUGGGUGCCCAGAGCGGCCUCUUUGACAUCGACAACAGUACGGGCGUGGUGACAGUGAGGUCGGGUGUGGUCAUUGACCGGGAGGCCUUCUCACCUCCCGUCUUGGAGCUGCUGCUGCUGGCUGAGGACAUUGGGCUGCUCAACGGCACAGCUGACCUGAUCGUUACCAUCCUGGAUGACAAUGACAACUGGCCCACCUUCAGCCCUGCUGCCCUCACCGUCCACCUGCUGGAGAACUGCCCCCCAGGAUUCUCUGUCCUUCAGGUCACAGCCACAGAUGAGGACAGUGGCCUCAACGGGGAGCUGGUCUACCGAAUAGAAGCGGGGGCUCAGGACCGCUUCCUCAUCCACCCGGCCACGGGGGUCAUCCGCGUGGGCAAUGUCACCAUUGACAGGGAGGAGCAGGAGUCCUACAGGCUGACCGUGGUGGCCUCUGACCGGGGCACCGUUCCUCUCUCUGGCACGGCCAUCAUCACCAUCCUUAUCGAUGACAUUAACGACUGCCGCCCCGAGUUCCUCAACCCCAUCCAGACCGUGAGCGUGCUGGAGUCAGCCGAGCCAGGCACCGUCAUUGCCAAUGUCACGGCCAUCGACCGUGACCUCAACCCAAAGCUGGAGUACCACAUCGUCAGCAUUGUGGCCAAGGACGACACGGACCGCCUGGUGCCUGACCAGGAGGACGCCUUUGCUGUGAAUAUCAACACAGGGUCUGUUUUGGUGAAGUCUCCCCUGAACCGGGAGCUGGUUGCCACCUAUGAGGUCACUCUCUCGGUGAUUGACAAUGCCAGCGACCUACCAGAGCGCUCUGUCAGCGUGCCAAAUGCCAAGCUGACAGUCAACAUCCUGGAUGUCAAUGACAACACACCCCGGUUCAAGCCCUUUGGGAUCACCUACUACACAGAGAAGGUCCUGGAGGGGGCCACCCCGGGCACCACGCUCAUCGCUGUCUCAGCUGUGGACCCCGACAAGGGCCUCAAUGGGCUGAUCACCUACAGCCUGCUGGACCUGAUGCCCCCAGGCUACGUUCAACUGGAAGACUCCUCGGCAGGGAAGGUCAUUGCCAACCGGACGGUGGACUAUGAGGAAGUGCACUGGCUCAACUUUACUGUGAGGGCUUCAGACAAUGGGUCCCCACCCCGGGCAGCCGAGAUCCCUGUCUACCUGGAGAUUGUGGACAUCAAUGACAACAACCCCAUAUUUGACCAGCCUUCCUACCAGGAAGCCGUCUAUGAGGAUGUGCCCGUAGGCACAGUCAUCCUGACGGUCAGUGCUUCUGAUGCCGACUCAGGCAACUUUGCCGUCAUUGAGUACAGCCUUGUGGAUGGAGAGGGCAAGUUUGCCAUCAACCCCACCACGGGCGACAUCUAUGUGCUGUCCUCCCUGGACCGGGAGAAGAAGGACCACUAUAUCCUGACUGCCUUGGCCAAAGACAACCCUGGGGAUGUAGCCAGCAACCGUCGAGAAAAUUCGGUGCAGGUGGUGAUUCAGGUGCUAGACGUCAAUGACUGCCGGCCACAGUUCUCCAAGCCGCAGUUCAGCACGAGCGUUUAUGAGAAUGAACCAGCGGGCACCUCGGUCAUCACCAUGAUGGCCACCGACCAGGAUGAGGGCUCCAACGGGGAAGUGACGUACUCCCUUGAGGGCCCUGGUGAGGAGGCCUUCCACGUGGACAUGGACUCAGGCCUGGUGACCACAAAGCGGCCACUGCAUUCCUACGAGAGGUUCAACCUGACCGUGGUGGCCACCGACGGCGGCGAGCCCCCGCUCUGGGGCACGACCAUGCUCCUGGUGGAGGUCAUCGACGUCAAUGACAACCGCCCAGUCUUUGUGCGCCCCCCCAACGGCACCAUCAUCCACAUCAAAGAGGAGAUCCCGCUGCGCUCCAACGUGUACGAGGUCUACGCCACAGACCAGGACGAGGGCCUCAACGGGGCCGUGCGCUACAGCUUCCUGAAGACCACGGGCAACCGGGACUGGGAGUACUUCACCAUUGACCCCAUCAGCGGCCUCAUCCAGACCGCGCAGCGCCUGGACCGUGAGAAGCAGGCGGUGUACAGCCUCAUCCUGGUGGCCAGCGACCUGGGCCAGCCAGUGCCUUAUGAGACCAUGCAGCCCAUGCAGGUGGCCCUGGAUGACAUCGAUGACAACGAGCCCCUCUUCCUGAGGCCUCCAAAAGGCAGCCCCCAGUACCAGCUGCUGACAGUGCCCGAGCACUCACCGCGUGGCACCCUCGUGGGCAACGUGACCGGCGCCGUGGACGCAGACGAGGGCUCCAACGCCAUCGUGUACUACUUCAUCGCAGCUGGGAACGAAGAGAAGAAUUUCCAUCUUCAGCCUGACGGGCGUCUGCUGGUGCUAAAGGACCUGGAUCGGGAGCGCGAAGCUGUCUUCUCCUUCAUCGUCAAGGCCUCGAGCAAUCGCAGCUGGACACCUCCCCGGGGACCCGCACCGGACCUGGACCUGGUCACGGACCUCACCCUGCAGGAGGUGCGCGUGGUGCUAGAGGACAUCAACGACCAGCCCCCGCGCUUCACGAAGGCCGAGUACACUGCAGGAGUGGCCACUGACGCCAAGAUGGGCUCGGAGUUGAUCCAGGUGCUGGCCCUGGACGCAGACAUUGGCAACAACAGCCUGGUCUUCUACAGCAUUCUGGCCAUUCACUACUUCCGGGCCUUUGCCAAUGACUCCGAGGACGUGGGCCAGGUCUUCACCAUGGGGAGUGUGGAUGGCAUCCUGCGCACCUUCGACCUCUUCAUGGCCUACAGCCCCGGCUACUUUGUGGUGGACAUUGUGGCCCAGGACCUGGCCGGCCACAACGACACGGCCAUCAUCGGCAUCUACAUCCUGAGGGAUGACCAGCGCGUCAAGAUCGUCAUUAACGAGAUCCCCGACCGCGUGCGUGGCUUUGAGGAGGAGUUCAUCCGCCUGCUCUCCAACAUCACCGGUGCCAUUGUCAACACUGACGACGUGCAGUUCCACGUGGAUAAGAAGGGUCGGGUGAACUUCGCACAGACAGAGCUGCUCAUCCAUGUGGUGAACCGAGAUACCAACCGCAUCCUGGACGUGGACCGGGUGAUCCAGAUGAUCGACGAGAACAAGGAACAGCUGCGGAAUCUUUUCCGGAACUACAAUGUCAUGGACGUGCAGCCUGCCAUCUCUGUCCAGCUGCCCGAAGACAUGUCUGCCCUGCAGAUGGCGAUCAUCGUCCUGGCCAUCCUCCUCUUCCUGGCUGCCAUGCUCUUCAUCCUCAUGAACUGGUACUACAGGACCGUACACAAGAGGAAACUCAAAGCCAUCGUGGCUGGCUCCGCAGGGAACCGUGGCUUCAUCGACAUCAUGGACAUGCCCAACACCAACAAGUAUUCCUUUGACGGGGCCAACCCAGUAUGGCUGGAUCCUUUCUGCCGGAACCUGGAACUGGCCGCCCAGGCUGAGCACGAGGACGACCUGCCGGAGAACCUGAGCGAGAUCGCAGACCUGUGGAGCAGCCCCACCCGCACCCACGGAACUUUUGGACGUGAGCCAGCAGCAGUGAAACCUGACGAAGACCGCUACUUGCGGGCAGCCCUCCAGGAGUACGACAACAUUGCCAAGCUGGGCCAGAUCAUCCGGGAGGGGCCCAUCAAGGGCUCGCUGCUGAAGGUGGUCCUGGAGGAUUACCUGCGGCUCAAAAAGCUCUUUGCACAGCGGAUGGUGCAAAAAGCCUCCUCCUGCCACUCCUCCAUCUCCGAGUUGAUCCAGACAGAGCUGGAGGAGCCAGGGGAGCGCAGCCCGGGCCAGGGCAGCCUGCGCUUCUGCAAGCCGCCUCCGGAGCUCAAGGGGCCCGACGGGAUCCACAUGGUGCAUGGCAGCACGGGCACACUCCUGGCCACUGACCUCAACAGCCUGCCCGAGGACGACCAGAAGGGUCUGGGCCGCUCACUGGAGACGCUGACGGCGGCCGAGGCCAGUGCCUUCGAGCGCAACGCCCGCACGGAGUCCGCCAAAUCCACGCCCCUGCACAAGCUUCGAGAUGUGAUCAUGGAGAGCCCCCUGGAGAUCACGGAGCUAUGACUAGAUGGGGGAGCCUCACUGGUGUGAGCAGCGCCAGGACCGUGGGGUGCGGACCCCUCCAGGCCGACCCUGGCUCACGACCGUGGCUUGGUCAAGUGGCGGCAGCCUGCUCUCUGCAGCUCAGAUUCCACUGCUGCCAGCACUCAUUCAGCAUCUGAUCUCUACCUUCAUAAAAUCUGUUAUUUUUUUAAGAAAACCAAACAAGAAUGUUAAGUGUCUAAGGACAAGGUAAGGAGCAUCCCUGGGGGACAGGAGUAAGCACCAACUCAGCCCGGGCUGAACUGAAAGAGGCCAAGCAGACCCCCUUCCCCUCUCCACCCCUCCCAGCCUGGCCUUGACUCAGACUUCCGUUGAAGUCUCACCGCGUUUCUGCCAUGUCCGACUGGACACCCAGGUGGGGCAGAGUGACCCCUGCCUCCCCACCUGGACAAGGUUAUUAUCCACGAACCACGUUUCUCUCCAUGUCACUGGCUUCCCAAAUGUACCGGCUCAAAAGGAGAAAUGACUGAUGUUCCCUUGGUUUUGAAUGUAGAGUGUUCGUGUGUAUUCCUUUUUAAAUUAAGUUAUUCCCUCAAUAUGUUCCCCUUGGUUUGUUUCACUGGUACUCACUGAACGUUUCUGGAAUGGUCUGAAUUUUAAAAAGAAAAGCAACUCACAGGAACUGGCACUCGCUCUGGUGAACGACGGCGUGGCCGGGGGA